Messenger RNA from Dibothriocephalus latus, 537 nucleotides. Lineage: Eukaryota; Metazoa; Platyhelminthes; Cestoda; Diphyllobothriidea; Diphyllobothriidae. The record is from the annotation of a GenBank genome assembly.
AUGGUCACUUGUACGAAGUGGUUCCGAAAACAUGAAAAUAUCCAACUCAUCAUGACUAUCAGUUCUGUUGUCCUGGGUCUUCUGCUGGGUUUUAUAAUCAAGACCGCUCACCCUGACAUCAGCCCACGAACGGUGAAUUUGGUCGCUUUUCCCGGAGAACUGCUAAUGAACAUGCUCAAAUUACUCAUCAUUCCUCUGAUCACUUCGAGCCUCAUUUCAGGCCUUGCUAACUUGGAUGUCAAAUCCUCGGGAAAAAUCGGAACCUACGCCCUACUCUACUAUGCUACGACAACCCUACUCGCAGCAAUUCUCGGCAUUGUCCUCGUGAUGGCUAUUCAUCCUGGAAGUCCUGCCGUAAAGAAGGCACGUGGUGCUGGUACGAUGGCCACCACAAAUGGCCCCAACACCCUGGAUGCCAUUAUGGAUCUGUUCCGGCCCCAGCCGCUAUCCGAGAUGAUCAGUGGACUGUUGCAGGGAAUCGACGUCUACACGACACUAUCUUACUGUACGGGACUCGAUGCUGGACCUAGGUCGUAG